Messenger RNA from Pseudomassariella vexata, 780 nucleotides. RefSeq names its product Translin. Gene Ontology annotation, molecular function: RNA endonuclease activity; RNA binding; sequence-specific DNA binding. NCBI's taxonomy places the organism in Eukaryota, Fungi, Ascomycota, Sordariomycetes, Amphisphaeriales, Pseudomassariaceae. The transcript is spliced from 3 exons. Bases 1 to 780 code for a protein of 259 amino acids. The record is from RefSeq and is a predicted model, not a curated record. Gene Ontology annotation, cellular component: nucleus; cytoplasm.
AUGGUUGGCGUUAAGCGAGACCACCAAGGAAACAAGAAAGAGGAGAAGUCUAAGGAGAUUGCGCGCAACGCUUAUACCUCCAUUUUUGAGGGCUUCCGCGACGAGCUUGAUGAGCAUCACGAUCGCCGUCAGAGAAUCGGCAAGGUGUCGAGGGAUGUUACUGCCCUGAGCAAGAAGAUCAUCUUUGCUCUGCAAAGGGUCCGCAAGCUCAACCAGCCCGUCCCCGAGCGCUUGGCGGCGGAAAUCCAAGGUCGCGUCAAGGAGAUCAAGGAGCUCCUAAAUACCAUUGAAGCCGAUGUUCAGGGCAUCAACCGCUACCGUUACCCGCUGAUUUGCCUGGAGGAGUUCGUUGAGGCUGUCUCGUUCAUGCACUACCUGCAGCAUCAGACCCUCAUCACCCCCGCCCAAUCCGAGGACGAGCUCAAGGUCAACAUCCCCUUCACGCAUGCUGACUACGUCUACGGCAUCUUCGACCUGACGGGAGAAAUGAUGCGUUUCGCCAUCUCCGUCACGGCCCUCACGGGCUCCAUGCCCGGUGACAGCAAGGGCCGCACCAUCCUCACUGAUUUACAGGAGGUGUCGAGCAUGUUGCAGAUCUUGCCCCCGCUCAGCUCCAAGAACUGGUCCAAGAAGGUGGACGUCAUGGUCGAGCAGGUCAAGAAGGUGGAACGUGUUGGAUAUGGUGUUACCGUUCGAGGCAAUGAGCGGCCCAAGGGUUGGAUGCCUGAUAUGAAUGAGGCGGUUGGCGGUCGUGAGGAACAUGAGGAAUCCGCUGACUAG